Molecule: messenger RNA, 1315 nt
Organism: Hippoglossus stenolepis (Pacific halibut)
Lineage: Eukaryota; Metazoa; Chordata; Actinopteri; Pleuronectiformes; Pleuronectidae
Product: heat shock protein beta-1
Exons: 3
Coding region: 240-836 (198 amino acids)
Biological process (GO): protein refolding; response to heat
Molecular function (GO): protein folding chaperone
Source: RefSeq, a predicted model, not a curated record
GCUGAGGACAUACCGAAAGCUUCUCAUCACCUAGAUCCCACUCGCUGCUGGACAAGUGUUAAAAUGAGUCAGCCGGGUAUAUAUGCCAAAUCAGGCCCCUGCUCACCCAGAGAGUAAAUAUACAGCUGCUCUAUUGUUCGGUGUGCAGGUCAUCAAUUCAGACUUGUUUGUCAGGGUGGAGCUACGGGCUUUGCAGUUUCAACAACCCUCUCAUCCACUCUGAGCUUGUUUUCUGGGAUAUGGGCGAACAAAAUAAAAUGCUAUCCCGUCCCAUUUUCCGCCGGGAUGUCAGCUGGGAACCGUUCCCAAACUGGACGCAGCCGAACCGCGUCUUCGCGCAGGAUUUUGGCCUCCCUCCUUUCCUGGAGCCCGGCGAUGUGGACUGGAUAGACUGGGCAAAGAGGAGGCUGGCCUCGUUCUCCUGGCCCGGCAACACACAGACUCCACUCCUGCCUCCGCUCGGUGGUCAAGCGAAGGGCCCGAGACCACUGACGAGUGGGGUGUCGGAGGUCCGCACGGGGCAGGACAGCUGGAAGAUUGACCUGGACGUCAACCACUUCUCCCCUGAAGAGAUCACAAUCACAACCAAGGAGGGCUACCUGCAGAUAUCAGGAAAUCAUGAAGAAAAGCAAGAUCAGCAUGGAUCGGUUACAAGAUGCUUCAACAGGAAAUACAAGCUGCCGCAGGGGGUGGACCUGCAGCACAUCAGCUCGUCCCUGUCUGGUGAUGGAGUCCUGUCAGUGGAGGCUCCCGUUCCCGGGACGUCCGUCAGCGAGCCGCCCAGUGAGCUCGUCAUACCUGUUCAGAUCCGACAGAGGCAGGACGGAGACAAGUGAAACCAGCCAGCAGAACGAGAUGUAGCCCAAGUCGUGCGUAGCGACACUAGUAGCACUGAAGAAGAAGUUUGUUACAGCUUAGUAAAUGUGAUUUAUAUGAGGUACUAUCUGCUACUAUAAUGCACCAUCACCACUACAGUAACAAAUUAAUGCAAACUCAUCCAUGUAAAAAAAGGAACUGAUUUUGAGUCUUAGCAUGACGGCAUUUUCUAAUUGAACAUAUGUAUUAGUGAUUUAUGCAUUUCCAGUGUUGCCAUGUCCUCUACAGGGCAGAAUAGCUGAAUAUAGAAAUGACUUGGUUUGAGUUUUAAUUUGCUUUUAAGGCAGAGAAUCACUGGAAAAGCUGCAAUCUUCAAUUCUGAUUUUAAUAUUGUUUUCAAAUGUAUUAAACAGCUCCUUCCAUAAGAAUAAUAAAGAAUGUAUUUUUCCCUUUCAUUGCUGAUGCAUCUAUUAGCAGAUUAAAAGAAUAGAAGGAACCA